GGCCUGCGCUCCGCGCAGCUGCAGGGCUCGAGGCGCCGCGUGACCCGUCCGGGGCCGGAGCGGACGCCGGCUCCUCGGCCCUUUUCGCCGGGAACAGCCGGCCUGGGUGGCCCGAGCUGGCGCCUGGCGAGCGGCUGCCUCCCCGGCGGCCUGUCCUCAGCCCGACCCGACCCGGGAGGCCGGGACGCGAGGCUGCAAGGAUCCCUGCCGGGCGGCCGCCACCCGCGGGGCGGGGCGCGGUUUUCGGCCGGUCGCGGAACACGUGAUCAGUAUUUGGGGCCCGCUGCAGCCCUCGUCCACCUUAUAGACGGUUCGGUGCACGUGGGAUUAGAGCCGCCAGGUGCCCGCCACCAUGGCCAUGAACCUUCUGGAGGACUGGUGCCGGGGUAUGGAAGUGGACAUCCACAGGUCCCUGUUGGUCACGGGCAUCCCAGAGGACUGUGGUCAAGCAGAAAUUGAGGAGACCUUGCAUGGGGUCCUCUCCCCGCUGGGCCCGUACUUCGUGCUCAAUAAGAUUUUUCUGAGGGAAGAGAACGCCAAAGCUGCCCUAAUUGAGGUGGGAGAGGGUGUGAGUCUCAGGGCCGUACCCCGGGAGUUCCCAGCAAGGGGGGGCGUCUGGAGAGUGGUUUGUAGAGACCCCACCCAGGAUGCUGAGUUUUUAAAAAAUCUGAAUGAGUUCUUAGAUGCCGAGGGGCGCACGUGGGAGGAUGUGGUCCGCCUGCUCCAGCUCGGCCACCCCCCACGGCCCCAGAAUCAGCGCCCGGAGAACUGGGCAGAAGCUUUGGGGGUGCUCCUGGGGGCAGUGGUGCAAAUCGUCUUCUACAUGGAUGCUGAGAUCCGCUGCCGCGAGGAAGUGAGGGCACAAGAGGUGACUGAGGCCCAGGCCGUAGCAGCUUUAGCUUCAGCAUCACGGAGGAAGGUCAAGAAGGAGCCAGGAUGGGCUGCAGAAGUAGGGUCUGCUUUGAAGACGGAGGAUCCCGACAGCUGGCAUGACAUGGAAGACGAAGGUGACCCCCCCAAACCUCUGGUUCGCAAAGCUGGAGCUAAAAGUCGCUCCAGGAGAAAGAAGCAGAAAAAAACCCCCAAGCAAGAGUCAGUGGCCUGGAAGAAACCCAAAGGCCACCAUUCCAAGAGCUCAGCCGCCUUGGAGGAUCCUGAGGCCAAUGGCGCGGAAAAUAUGGAGGUCUCAGAAGCUAUCAGGAGCAACAGAAAGCCCUGUGUGAAGCGGGAGGAGUCGGCUUUGAAGAAGCCUGCGGGAAAAUGUGCCUGGAAGGCUCCCAGCAAGCCAUCCUGUGAUGCCCAGUCAGAAGCUGUGAGUCCUGGGGUUGCUUCGGAGUCAGACCAAGAUGGCGGUCAGGAAGGCCCACCGAAGAAGAAGGCCGUGGGCUGGGCCUUGGCAAAGAGCCCUGCCCCCAUGAGAAAGAAAAAGAAGGUAAGCUUGGGCCCUGUCUCUUACGUCCUUGUCGAUUCGGAAGAUGCCAAGAAAAAACCGAUGAUGGCAAAGAAAGGGCCAGCCGCAAGAGAGGCAUCAGUUCAGAAGGCCCUCCGAGGCCCACAGCCCGCGGAGUUGCCAGCCUCGACCUCACAGGGCCCAGAGGCCGACCCAGAAGGCCCCCCUCGUGCCUCCAGUGGUGAGAACGACCACAGAAGUCGUUUGGGGUGCGCCGACAAGUGGAUGAGUGGGAAAGAGCAGGAGCGCCGGGUGGGGGCAGGUCAGGGGGUGCAUGAGGAGGACCCCAGUGCAGCGGAAGAGGCAGAUGAGGUUUUAGAGGGCGAGAGCCCUGACCUCCCUCCUAGGAGCCCCUGAAGGCCAACAUGGGGGACACCGGUGGGCAGGAGGUGGCCACGCAGAUCCGCCACCUCUCAUUUGUCGGUGACUGUCGCUGUGGUAGUCUCCAGUCAUUCUGCCACUCCAUCUGACCCAGCUCCCUU
Neofelis nebulosa (Clouded leopard) is the source of this 1932-nucleotide messenger RNA. RefSeq names its product PNMA family member 8A (gene PNMA8A). The transcript is spliced from 2 exons. The coding region runs from base 353 to 1807 and encodes 484 amino acids. The record is from RefSeq and is a predicted model, not a curated record. Lineage: Eukaryota; Metazoa; Chordata; Mammalia; Carnivora; Felidae.